AUGGCGCCCAUGAUGCUAGUCGGAGACAUCGUCGAGAAGGAGACGGCCCCUGCGAACCCUGUUGUCUUUGACGAUAUCGACGCCGCCACGACAGGCUUCCCCGCACACAAGAAACGCGCCGCCCGCGUCUCGGCCUUCAAGCAGCAACGGCAGGGCAAGCCCACGACAGGCGCACAAGCCGCGGCCGCGACCUCUUCGAUCCAACAAAAAUCCAGCGGCGAUGUCGCAGCAGACUCUCAAAAGUCAUUCGAGGCCGCCGAGCGGCGGAGAAUCGAUCGUGAGAAUAGGCAGAAGCUGGAGGAUAUGAGCCCGGAGGACAUCGCGCAGGAACGGCAGGAACUGCUGAACUCUCUCGACCCGUCUCUCAUCCAACGCCUCCUUGGCAGGGCCAAUAUUGACGAGCAGCAUGGCCCGAAUCCCUUCGAUCCUCCCGCCGACGAAACCAACAAGGAGCCGCCGGCUCCGACGCCAGAGAUUAAGAUCGAGGGCACCUCCCCGCCACCGAAACCCAAGCCAGCACCGAAAUCCACCGCGAAAUCCGUCUCCUUUACCGGAGAAGAGUCGUCAAAGGCAUCGCCAAAGCCCCCGGCCACACACGAAGACAAAGCUCCUGCCGCCCCGCCAGAAGACUUAUUUCCCCUAAACGACCAGCCCGACAAAACGCACUUCCCGCAGGCGCCUGCCCUCCCAGACCUCGACCCCUCGCACCCAGACUUCCUCCAGACCCUCCACGAAAAGUUCUUCCCCAACCUCCCCGCCGACCCGAGCAAGCUCGCCUGGAUGGCGCCCAUCCCCACCGCCGACUCCCCCGCCGACCGCGAAUCUCCCUACUACCCUGGCCAGUCGUCCCUGCCCAUCGCGGCCCUCCGCUUCGACUUCAAGGGCGGGCUGAUUCCGCCCCGCCUGAGCAGAUCGAUCCCCACGUCAAAAGGGCUGCACCACCACGGCCAGGCCCCGGAGGCGGCCGGUUACACGAUCGAGGAGCUGGCCAUCUACGCGCGCAGUGCCGUCCCCGCGCAGCGUUGCGUCGCGUUCCAGACGCUGGGACGGAUUCUAUAUCGGUUGGGCAAGGGCGAGUGGGGAACAGGCGAGGAAGACAGCCUCGGCAGGGGCAUCUGGAGCAGUAUACAGGAAGGACGCGUGCUGGAGAGCUUGUCGGAGGCGGCGAUAGUGGAUGGUGGCCACAGGGGCAGCCGGGCGUACGCGACGGAGGCGCUAUGGCUGUUUGAGAAGGGAGGCUGGAGGGAGCAGUGGUCUGGUAGAUAG
This is a messenger RNA of Colletotrichum orchidophilum, 1266 nucleotides long. RefSeq lists its product as uncharacterized. Gene Ontology annotation, cellular component: nucleus. Gene Ontology annotation, biological process: transcription by RNA polymerase II. The record is from RefSeq and is a predicted model, not a curated record. The transcript has a single exon. Lineage: Eukaryota; Fungi; Ascomycota; Sordariomycetes; Glomerellales; Glomerellaceae. Bases 1 to 1266 code for a protein of 421 amino acids.